CUGGGAUGAGGCUCCUGCUGCUGCUGCUGCUGCUGCUGCCCCCGGCAACCGGUGCGCGGGCGCGCAGGUGGGUGCUGGAGGGACACACCUGUGCCCCGCCCUGGCAGGCCGCGCUGUUCCGGGGGCGCCGCUUCGUCUGCGGGGGGACCCUGGUGGCGCCCAGGUGGGUCCUGACGGCCGCACACUGCCACGCCCCCGGCCCCAUCACCGUCCGCCUGGGCCGCCCCGCCCACCCGCAGGUGCGCCCAGGUGAGGCGGCGCCCAGCCCGGCGCCGGGGGCGGGGCCGGGCGAGGCCGCACCUGCGCCAGGUGAGCAGCGGCGGCUGUCGGUGCGCACCUUCCGCUUCCCCGGCUACAACGAGAGCUCCAAGGACGGCGACCUGAUGCUGCUGCGGCUGCAGGUGCCCGCGCACCUGAGCCGCCAGGUGAGCCCGCUGCCGCCGGCGCGCACCUGCGCCGCACCUGGAACGGCCUGCCAGAUCUCCGGCUGGGGCUCCACCACCAGCCCCGAAGUGACGUUCCCGCAGGCCCUGCACUGCAGCCAGGUGCGGAUCGUACCUGAGCUCACCUGCCGCCGCAUCUACCCCGACUCCAUCACCCCCAACAUGGUGUGCGCCGGGGAGCCGCGCAGCCGCGCCGACACCUGCCAGAGCCGCGCAGCCGCGCCGACACCUGCCAGAGCCGCGCAGCCGCGCCGACACCUGCCAGAGCCGCGCAGCCGCGCCGACACCUGCCAG
Passer montanus (Eurasian tree sparrow) is the source of this 737-nucleotide messenger RNA. RefSeq names its product kallikrein-14-like. Gene Ontology annotation, biological process: proteolysis. The annotation marks the transcript as partial. The transcript has 7 exons. Gene Ontology annotation, molecular function: serine-type endopeptidase activity. NCBI's taxonomy places the organism in Eukaryota, Metazoa, Chordata, Aves, Passeriformes, Passeridae. The record is from RefSeq and is a predicted model, not a curated record.